Zerene cesonia (dogface butterfly) is the source of this 1227-nucleotide messenger RNA. RefSeq names its product transcription factor Adf-1-like. The transcript is spliced from 2 exons. The record is from RefSeq and is a predicted model, not a curated record. Gene Ontology annotation, biological process: regulation of transcription by RNA polymerase II. Bases 280 to 1029 code for a protein of 249 amino acids. Gene Ontology annotation, cellular component: nucleus; transcription regulator complex. Gene Ontology annotation, molecular function: DNA binding. NCBI's taxonomy places the organism in Eukaryota, Metazoa, Arthropoda, Insecta, Lepidoptera, Pieridae.
AUGACGUCGCACCGCCCGCCGACUCGGAUGAACGCCAUUCUGUUACGUUCAUCGUCAAACCCUGUUCUUUUACAAAUAAGUGCUGAAUUGUGCUCAUCAGUGUUAAAACCUACUAAAUUGUAAAGUUUAUAUAUACUAUCAGUCGUCUAUUAACUUAUAAAAGGUUGUGCUAAAGGUUUAAGGAAAGUGAUUAAGUUCGUAACCAAGCGACCGGCGCAACGGCUGACACAGAACACGAUAGCGUUGGCGCGCGAUUUCGAAUGAAUGCGAUGAUUUAUAAUGUCGAUGCCCAAGUGUAAGAAAAUAUUAGAGGACAUUCAUCCGUUGAAUGUGAUUAAGGAAGUACAGAAAUGGCCAGUUCUGUACCAAAAGGAUAACCCGGAGAGAUUGAAUUUCCAUUUUAAAACUAAAAUUUGGUAUGAAGUCGCCAAAAACUUGAUACCGGAGUGGGAACAACUUAGUGAUAGUGAAAAGGAAAUUAAGGUUUCAGAUUUGAAUAAGAAAUGGCGCAACCUCCGCGACACGUUCAGACGACAGGUGGAACUGGAGAAGAAGAUGCGCGAAGGAUACCCUAUCAAGAAAAAGCGCUACGUGUACUUCAAGCACAUGCUGUUCCUGCUGCCGCACGUGGCGCCCACCGAGGUGGAGGAAGAGGUUGAGCCCAAGCUCAAUGAAUACCUUAACACGCGAAAAGAAAAGAAGUCCCCUAAAAAACCCAAGCGCAAGCUCCAAGACACGAUACCGACAUCAUCUAAAAAGGACAUAGACGAAGAUAAACACUUCCUGAUGUCUCUCAUACCGUCGUUCAAAAAAAUGAGUGACGAUGAGAAACUGACUGCGAAAGUCGAGAUUCUAAAGGUGAUCCAGCAGGUCAGGAGCCAGUCCAUAGAAUUCACUAACACGGACAUAGCGUUUGUGGAAGAACCGGCGCGGGGGAUCAGGGAAGUCAAGGUGGAAAUGGUGCAAGAGGGGGAAGAGUUAGAAAGCGACAAUAGUGGUGACAGUGAUGACAGUUCAGACUUUAUAUGAACGAGGUGACUGUAGUUAGUAGAGAUUUGAAACAUCUCUCUACAAAGACAUCAACGAAAAUUCUGUUGUUUCUUCAAAAAAAUUGUGUAAAAUGAAAGGAAUAUCAAUAAUUUUUUAUAAAUUUUUAAAGUAUAUUAACAAUGCAGAUGUUAUGAGAUGAGGGAUGUUGUGUGAUUUGAUUAAAGAUUUUUUAUGUAA